ACCAUGUCUUCCUCCAUCAAAAUUGAAUCUGUUGUGAAGGAGAAGAACAGGAUGGGAGAGUGCCCCGUCUGGGAAGAAAGGGAGAACGCACUUGUCUAUGUAGACAUUAACUCACAGAAAGUUUGCCGCUGGAGCCCACUCACCAAUGAGGUACAGAGUGUGUCUGUAGAUGCCCGCGUUGGCUCGGUGGCAUUGCGGCAGUGUGGGGGCUACGUCAUUGCCCUGGGGACCAGGUUUGCCUUUCUGGACUGGGACACCCAGGUGGUCACCACCAUCCUCGAGCUCGAGCAGGAUAAACCCAACAACAGGUUCAAUGACGGGAAAGUGGAUCCAAAGGGGAGGUUUUUUGCUGGUACGAUGGCUGAAGAGACAGCACCGGGGGUCCGAGCGCGGCGGCAAGGCGCUCUCUAUACCCUUUUCCCCGACCAUUCGGUAAUAAAACAGUUAGACCAGGUGGACAUCUCCAAUGGUCUGGAUUGGUCCCUGGACCACAGGACCUUCUUUCACAUCGACAGCCUGGCAUAUGCUGUGCAUGCCUUCAGCUAUGAUGUGCACACUGGAAAGAUCGCCUGCCCCAAACUUCUGUACCAUCUAGAAAAGGAGGAGCAAAUGCCUGAUGGGAUGUGCAUUGAUGCAGAAGGGAAGCUCUGGGUGGCCUGUAUUGAUGGUGGGAGAGUAAUUCGUAUAGACCCAGAAACAGGAAAAAGAAUCCAAACUGUGAGGCUACCUACUCCGAGGAUCACCUCUUGCUGCUUUGGCGGAAAAGACUACUCAGAAAUGUAUGUGACUUCUGCAUAUGAUGGUCUGGAUGAGGCCACCUUAGCCAAGGAACCUCACGCAGGAGAGAUUUUCAAGAUAACGGGCCUGGGUGUGAAAGGGAUCCCACAGAAUUUCUAUGCUGCUUGAACAUUGAUACUAAAUAACAAGGAAGAAAUGCUUGCGUCUUGUAGUAAUUCUGACAAGAAGUCUAAUGAACUGCAGAAUUUAUCUGUGUGAGGAUUUCUAAAUCCACAUUUAAGACCAUGCUUGUUUGGAAUUGAAGAUAUUCCAUGUUCUGUGGGCCCGUGGCAUGAUGCAAUAGGUUAGAGAGCUAAAGUUAAUCUGUGGUACACUUGAUAGUUUUUGUGACUUCCCGUAAGCCUCUUGAAGCUUGAGCUUAGUUUUGUUGAACUUUCUGAUGACCAGCCCUGGACUUUCAGCUCUGUGGUUCUCGAAGCAGAAUCUGACUCCUGGCUUGUCUUUUCAUGUUACAGUGAUGUACCAGCAAUGAUAUGGCAGAUUUUAAUAAAUAUUUUAAGAGUGAUGACUUGAACUGGACUGCUCCUCUGCUAUGUGACUCCCCCUGAGGUGUUUUCUUGGUGAGCAGACUUAUUUGUAGUAUUCAGACUCCAUUUUUACAUCCUUGCUAGCCCAUUUCCAUUUGCCUUGUCAUGAAUGCUUCUGUCUUGUCUUUAGGACACCAUUUGUGCUGUUGAAA
Molecule: messenger RNA, 1477 nt
Organism: Phalacrocorax carbo (great cormorant)
Lineage: Eukaryota; Metazoa; Chordata; Aves; Suliformes; Phalacrocoracidae
Source: RefSeq, a predicted model, not a curated record